Gordionus sp. m RMFG-2023 is the source of this 1068-nucleotide messenger RNA. RefSeq lists its product as uncharacterized. The record is from RefSeq and is a predicted model, not a curated record. NCBI's taxonomy places the organism in Eukaryota, Metazoa, Nematomorpha, Gordioida, Chordodea, Parachordodidae. The coding region runs from base 1 to 1068 and encodes 355 amino acids. The transcript is spliced from 3 exons.
AUGAGAUCAUUAUCAUCUCUAAAAUAUUGUUCUGUGUAUGGUAAAAAUGAGGUCGAAAUGAUGCUAGACUACUUCAAAGUGUUGAUAGAAGAAAUUGAGGAAUCGAACCUACCCUAUUUCAAUUUCAAAUUUAUCACUCGUUACACGCACUCCGACAUGCAAGGGCUGGGUGUGCUAGAUGACCUUUUGUACGAAUACUUUGAAGGCCUAAUACAAAAUGGUCGCUUAAAGAACACUUUUAUUUUCCUAUUCGGUGAUCACGGUUUAAGAUAUGGACCACCAAGACAAACUUUGGAUGGAAUGUUAGAGAAUCGUAUGCCUUUCCUUCUAGCCAUUCCACCCGACAACUUCUUCACAGAUUUCGAUCAAAAUGAUACCAUAUUUAGAACUAACACCCAACGUCUAGUAACGGCUUUCGACAUCCAUAAAACAUUGCUCAAUUUACUCGAGAUCACCAAUGGUGCAAGAGAUACUACCAAGGGUAUUAGUUUACUGGAACCGAUACCCAUGAAUCGCACUUGCGAAUCUGCUUUUAUAUCCGCAGAUUACUGCCCCUGCAAUUGGAUAAAAAUGGUUCCACCAAAGGUGUUCAAUAAAAUUAUCUCUGGUAACGAUAUAGAUGCCUUGUAUACAUCUAAGCUGAUUAGAUAUGGUGUUGAUUUAGCCAUUAAAAGUAUCAAAAAUAUUUUAUCAAGUUAUCGCCAUAUUUGUCUAGUAGAUGAAUUGGAAUUAGCUACUAUAAUUUAUGCCAUUUUGAUAACAAAUAAUAAUGUGACUAGUGAUCAAGAUCUUAAAAUGCUGGCCGCAUUGAACAUAAACACGAACGUUAAUGACGCAGUCAAAAUAAGUGACAUCGAUGAAACUCGACUGCCAAAAGUAUUCGGGUUGAUAAAGGGGUUCGUAUUGGCAUUUAAAUUCUCACCUAAUCAAGUGGCUUACGAAACGACUAUAGAAUUUUAUCAGCAAAAUGCAACCAAAAUUUUCAAGAAGAUAAAAGUAAUAUUCCCGCUUGACGCUUACGAGGUCCGCUCGUAUUGCACAAAAGUUAAUCGCAUUAAACCCUUUUGA